UCCUGCUGCAUCUGCGUGGAGGCGCCGGGACGGUCAGCCCGCGCCACCACCGGGGCUGCUCGUUUUGAAAAGUCCGUGCGCACUCCGCUUAUCUCUUCUCCACAACAAACCGCGAUGACAGCCGCAGACUCGGGCUGCAGGACUGUGCUUAAACCCCACAGCAGGGCUGUGAUUGGACCGCAUCACCUGAAAAAGUAACUCCGGGCUUUUAGAAAAGUUUGGUGCUGUAGAGCUUAUAGGGAAAAAGUUCCGUAGUCAUUUUUAUUUGUCAUAAAUGACUCAGAUUUAGAUCCAGUCACAGAAUUAGAUUGCAAUAGGUUUGUAAUUAAGUGAUAGUAAGCUUUGUCAGGAGCUCGCCGUCUAUUACAGUUGUUUUCACACUGUUUGUAUUAUGAUAAUACUGCAAAUCGUUUUCACCUGUAAUUAUAUUUAUAACAGCCACUGUAAAACCGCGUGCUUGUGAGGAGAGCCUAAACGGAACAUACAUAUUUAGAUAUUAUAUAAAAUUAACAAUAAAGAAAAAAAUUAUUUAGAAAAUGCCAAAACACACAUUUUCCAAUAUUUUUCAGCGCAUUUCCACCUUCUUCCUUUAGUUUGUGUAAUCCAGAUUCAAGGUUAUUUCCAGACAUAAAGGAUGAAAUCGUGCAAGAAAAGCAGGCUAAACUUCACCCACCACUACAUCCCUGUCACGCACCAUUAACAGAAAUGGAUUAGCGGUUCUGUAGCACCAGAAAAUUGUUCUAUAGGCUUAGAGCUCAUUAAAAGACAUUUAGAAAGAGGUCGAGAGUUCAAAAACUUUGCAUAAGAAGUUUUUGAGCUCAUUAUCUUGAGUGAUAAUUCUCAAGAGCCCCAAACGUGAACUUGAAAGCAGCAUUUCCAGAACACUUCACAGAAAUAAAGCCGCUCUUAAAGUCAGCCCAUCGCUCAGGUCGGCUGGAGGAUGCGGGCUGCUGCAGUUUCAGCAUUUUCCUCUCCGGCCACAGCGGUGGCCCUCUCGUCUGUCAACGCGAACGCGUCGGGUACUACUGCCGGACCUCUGUGGUCCUCGUGCGCGUUCACGGGCUCGCCGCACAUCCACAGUGUACUGUUCCGUCCGUGGCCAAGACUGUGAUGGUGCCCCUGCGUUUCCCCACUCGCUCUGGAAUACAACCGAUAGAAAAACAGACCACCGAGGCGAGAAACCCCGUCCUCAGGGCCUGAGCUGUUCCGGGGUCACGCAGACUGCUCCUAGAAACACCCGUGAGCCAUAAAUGAAAAUAGACCCGCAGCACCAACACACAGAUCCACCGAGACAAUACAACCGGACAGGACAGCGUCCCGGGACGGCCCACGAGAUAAGAAGUUAGUCCGUGAUGUUCAUGAAUUUUAAAGUGCAUCCUUAAGUGUGAAGAGGGUGUUGGAGCUGAAGCCUCUUAUUUCUGCAGCGGCAGCGGCUUCCUGGAGAUGAGCGCUUUUGUCUGUUGUGUGACCGCUGUGGCUUUAGGCAGAUCCUCCUCUGAUGAGAAUGAUGUCUUCCAUGCGAGCAACGCCUCCCUUUCAUCCACCGCCCGAGGAAGCAGAAGUGAUUGGUCAGGACAGUGCAGGCUGGGUUGGUGAUGAGCACGACGGCCCAAAGGAGACGGUGUCGCCUUCUUUGCAUGACCAGUCCCACCCAGAUGAACUGCAGCCAAUCAGAGAGAAACCAACAGACGCUGAGUGGGAGAGUGUCAGUCCUGCUGUGAUGGACAAUGAAAGCAGUAAAGGUGGCUCAGUCUACUCUUACCGGACUACCUCUACCUCUCCAACCAAGCCAGAGGAGUGUCCAAGGGAUCGCGGGGAGCCUGUGAUUGGCCUCGCCUUUGGGACGCCAGAGCGCCGCAAAGGGAGCCUGGCAGACGUGGUGGACACACUGAAACAGAAGAAGCUCGUGGAGCUGACCAAGACAGAGCAAGACGAACCCUCUUGCAUGGAAAGACUCCUCUCUAAAGACUGGAAGGAGCGCGUGGAUCGCUUGAAUGCCACUGAACUCUUGGGGGAGGUUAAAGGUACGCCAGAGUCGCUGGAAGAGAAGGAGCGCCAGCUUUCCACCAUGAUCGGUCAGUUGAUCAGCCUGAGGGAGCAGCUUCUUGCCGCCCAUGAUGAGCAAAAAAAGAUGGCCGCCUCGCAGCUGGAGAAGCAGAGACAACAGAUGGAGCUGGCCAGGCAGCAGCAGGAGCAGAUUGCCAGACAGCAGCAGCAGCUGUUGCAGCAGCAGCACAAGAUAAACAUUCUUCAGCAACAGAUCCAGGUCCAGGGUCAUAUGCCUCCUCUGAUGAUACCAGUGUUUCCUCACGACCAGCGGUCUCUGGCUGCAGCUGCCGCAGCACAGCAAGGCUUCCUUUUCCCACCAGGCAUGUCCUAUAAGCCAGGUGAGAAUUACCCAAUGCAGUUCAUUCCAUCUGCAAUGGCAGCUGCAGCAGCGUCUGGACUCAGCCCGUUACAACUACAGCAGCUGUAUGCCGCCCAGCUGGCAAGCAUGCAGAUCUCACCAGGAGCCAAGAUGGCUCCCCUCCCACAAGCUCCCAACUCCUCCAGUCCUCUUUCUCCCUCCACCCUCAAGAGCGAGAAGCGAGCAUCCAGCCCUGUCUCUCAGAUUAAGGAGGAAGGAUCCACACAGCCACUGAACCUCUCAGCUAGACCCAAGACAGCUGAACCUCUUCGCUCCCCGACAUCCCCAACACAGAGUCUGUUCUCUGGAAACAAGACCAGCCCCACAGGCAUGGGCAAAGGCCGCAUCCCCAGCCCAAUUCCCAGCAUGGGCCGGAACACCUCCCUGGACAUAUUGUCCAGUCUCAACUCCACAGCACUGUUUGGGGACCAGGAUGCAGUGAUGAAGGCCAUCCAAGAGGCCAGGAGCAUGAGGGAGCAGAUCCAGAGGGAGCAGCUCCACCAACAGCAGCAGCAGCCAGGACACCAGAGUCUGGAAGCAAAGCUAUCUGCCCUCAGCAGCAUGAACCUCAACAAUGGCAACAAGGAGCGGCUGCACUAUGAGACACUGAGCCAACACCUGGGGAAGCUCGGAGAGGAUGCUGGGAAGAUGGUUCAUCGAGUCAUUGACCUGACAAGACCAGAAGAUUUAGAUGGGAGUAACAUCGCAGAGGCACGGGUGUUCAGAGAGGCACGAGGCAGGAACAACAGCGAGCCCCACAUUAAGAGGCCCAUGAACGCCUUCAUGGUGUGGGCCAAAGAUGAGAGGAGGAAGAUCCUGCAGACCUUCCCCGACAUGCACAACUCCAACAUCAGCAAGAUCCUUGGCUCUCGCUGGAAAGCCAUGACAAACCAGGAAAAGCAGCCAUAUUACGAGGAGCAGGCCCGCUUAAGCAAGAUCCACUUGGAGAAAUAUCCCAACUACAAGUACAAGCCACGGCCCAAGAGAACCUGCAUCAUUGAUGGCAAGAAGCUACGCAUCGGGGAGUACAAGCAGAUGAUGCGUUCACGACGUCAGGAAAUGAGGCAGUUCUUUGUGGGGCCUCAGCCACCCAUUUCUCUGGGCAACAGUCCUGGAAGUGUAGGAGUUUACCCGGGUGCCAUAAGUAUGGCAACAGCAGCUACACCAUCCCCACAUCUGACCUCAGACUGCUCCAGCAACUCGGCCAGUCCUGAUCCUGCCAUCCCCGUCAUUCAGAGCACGUACGGUGUAAAGUCUGAGCCUGGCAGUGGAGGAGGCAGCAAUGGCAGUGUGAUCGGAGCCUUGGAUCUGCCCAGCGACCCCAAUAAUGGAGACAAUGACAUGGACAUGUAUGAGGACUUUGAGGAUGAGCCCAAGUCAGACUAUAGCAGCGACCACGAGACACAUGAGGCUGUCAGUGCCAACUGAGUAAGCUCAGGGUGUCAGAUGUAAAAAAAAGAGAACAACUCCCAUUAUAGUCAGAGACAUUUCUUAAAAAGACAUUUUAUUACUGAGACCUUCAGUUUAACUUUUCAGGACAUGUUGCGUCAUGCACCGAGCAUGCCCCAACAGGAUUUCAAAUCAGCUCAGACAUGCUCAGAAAGUUCUGGGAUAGUAUCUUUGAUGGACGCCCAUUUGAAGAAAUGGAAAAACGAAGGAAUAGGAAAAACGUGACCCAAGAACACAGUCUGAUCAAUCUUCAGAUGUCCAGCUGACAGUGAACUUCACUUUCCUCUACUUUGACAAUCUUAACAGGAGCGAGAGAAAAAAAAGAGUUAGACAACAGAGGAUGAGAGAAAAUGGGACAAAGAACAAACGAGCGACGAACACAUUGCUGUGUAGUUUGUGAAAGGGCAUGCAUGGAUUUCGAAGAAUUAGGAAUCGGUCCUCAACAGCUAUUUGGUCUUAAAUGUUUAAGGAGUGAUUUAGUUUUCAUUGUUAUGUAUUUACUUUUUGUCUUUUUUUUCCUUUUUGCUUUUUUGUUCUAUAGACUUUUUUUCUGACAGGUCACUGCCUGUACAAACUCUAGACUGUCGGAACUUGAAAUUUGGAAAGUUUUUAAUAUAAAUCCUAGCUCUUGUAACCUUAUAGUCUUACUUUUGUUUCUUACGAUUUAUUUGCUACACACUUUUUUUUCUGACAAACUGCUUACCUUACAUUACUGUUUCUUUUUUUUAAAUAUCCCAGCUCAGGUAUGAUGUGCCAGCUUGUGAAUGUGUUAUUUGUUUUGUUUGUUUUCAUACAAAAAGAGUGGUAGGACUGUCAAUGAAAUAAAGGGAGCAAAUUCCCUUACAUUAUUAUUAUUAUUAUUAUUAUUAUUAUUAUUAUUAUUAUUAUUAUUAUUAUUAUUAUUAUUAUUAUUAUUAAAUAAGUAAGUAAGUACCCAUAAAUUGUACAGAUUUUCUUCAAAUGUGCCAAACAUUCACAUUCACUCGGGAUGUUGUAGUCUUAAUUUCCAAUGCUGCAAAAGUCUUAUACAAUCAAUUUUUUCUAUUUGAUGAAGUGGGUUCCUACUCAUCAACUGCUGGCUCCCCUCCUGGCCCAAACACAAACAGUGCUCAGGGAGGUUAUUUUUUCAUCACACUUGCUUAGUCACACACACACACACACACACACACACACAGAAUGUCGUUCUCUGGCAGACCCUAUGGCUCUGAGACGUAGUUAGAAGAGCAGCAUCGAAGGCGCCUAUUCCUUUAUUCCACUGCACUAGUGCUUCCAUAAACCACACUGCCCAAUGUUCUUUGAGGCCAAAUGCAUUAAGUGCAGUGCAGUAUUAGAAAUGUUUCUGUCCCUUUAAAUCAGGCUAAAGGUAAAGGUACCUUUGAAUCUGUUCAUUCAGUUGGAAUAGGAAGAUGAAGGUGCACCCCUGGAUGACCCUACUGUAGGAUAAGAAAUUGUAAUAUCAUAAAUCCCUUCACUUUAUUGUGUUUAGCAUUGGUACAAAAAUGUAACAAAUAUUACUUCUUUUAUUAGCUUGUUAAUUUUUAAAUGUCUUCUUAGCAUUAUGUUGGAAAUAUAUGCCAAACUUGUGUUUUAAAAAAUUAUUUAUAUAGAAAAUGGGUUUAAUAGGUCCGCUGUUUCAAAAGGGUACCUUUUUUUCUACACUGCAUUUGUAUUUUGAACAUGAGCAAAUUAUUAAGAGAACAUUAGCGAAGGGGAAAGGUGCUUAACCAGUCUGCCUCUCAGUAACCACCGCCCCAGUCAGAGCACACAAGUUUUUCCACUCAUCUGAAGAUGUUUCUCUAUUGUCUCGACGCAGCACAGCAGUCAGCAGUCCCUGUUUUACUCAAAUGUCUCUGCAGACGAAUCUUAGUUUUACUCUUUUCAAAGCAUUCUCUGAAAUUUUUAAUGUUUCCAUUCUUAAAACGUGUGACCUCGGGUGGUUUCUGGGUGCUCUGUUCAGCUGCUUCGGUCAUCUUGAUCCCAAAUUUCUCUUCACGACCAUAUCUGGCGGUUUUUACUUGGAAAAUGCUUCACAAGCUGGGACUGAACACUGAUUUUGCUUGUGUUACAUAAAAAAAAGCCUCGUGCAUAGACAUUUCUGUUAGUCUCAUACACAUCCUAAGCACUGGAUAUGAAUCUGUUUUUUUGUUUGUUUUUGUUUUUUAGUAUUGACUAAUGUGAAGUUGUUGUUUGAUUUUUAAACAUGAUAUAUUAGUCAGUUAAAAGUCACAUUUUUGAAGCCUGGUACAUGCGAGGCACCAGUAAAUUGCCAUUUCUUUGGAAGCAUUUCAUUUAUUUAAGCAGAUCUUGUUGCCGCAGCUCUAGUAUCACCUGAAGGGGUCUCAUCGCCUCUGAUCUCUUUGGAAAGGUAACCUCAUGCUCUCGUCAGUUGUGACCCGCAGAGGAAGAACAUAGCAUUUCCUGGUCACACACAUUUUUUUUUUUGUGAUGAGUAUUGUAUUUGAAAUCCAAUUGUGCAUUUUAACAUUUCAUUGUAUUUAUUAGCCAGCUUUGGCUCUAAAAAGUGUCAGUACAACUUGGUGAGAAAGACAAUCAAAAAAUAUAUAUAAAUAAAAAAAAGUAAAGACUUGAGAUUUUUGCUUUUAUUUUUUUCAUGUAUUUAAUUUUGGGUGGGAAAAAUAUUUUGAAUGCUUUGUAAAAUUUGCAGAAAACCCCCCACCAACAUAUUGUGUUCUGUGUAUGAAAGCGAUGCGCGCAACUUUACAGGUAGUGGUGCAUGAAUUUUUAUUUCCAUUGCUCUAAAUAGUACCCUUACUUUCCAGGGAUCUAAUAAUUUCCAACACAAGGCUGUCUGUUUCCAAAGUUGAGCUAUUCCACUCGCUCUUUAUAUUUUGGUGGCCCAUUACGGUAAAUGUGGCCUAUUGUUCCAUUGUGCGUGCGUGCGUGUGUGAGGUAACGCCACACAUUCUGACUGUGCUGUGGUGUAUACGGCACGGCGCCGGUGCUCGCUGCAGCCAAUCCCAGCAUUUCAGAGAGAGAAACAGAGAGCUUAGCCAUAUGCAGCCACAUCAUAAAUCUAAUUGUAAUUCCCAAAUCAACUGUAGCGUCACCCAGCGAGGGGCGCCGGCAAGUUUGUCACACACUCCUUUGUGAGCAUGUGUGUGUGUGCUAUUCUAUAGCGUUUAGUUGGGAGGGGUGUUUGAAAUCAUACUUGCACUGUUGCCAUGCUAAGCUUUUUAAACGGGUCAUCAUAACUUACAUUUCCUUUUUCCUUUCUUCAAGAUGAACAUUUAGUUGUUUUCAAGUUGACAGGGUUUUUUUUUGGGCGUAUGUGCACAGUUGGUGUGAGCAUAAGCGAAGCUUUCAGCACCUCAACAAAGGUUAGUGUAGCUUGUUACAGCACAGUUAUAAUUUCAAGUACAUUCCUGCAGUAAUGUAUACAAACUUAUUUAUCCCUUAACAUUUCAUCCCUGAAGGAAAAUGAUGUAAUCCUCUGUUUCCAUUAACUUUUCCCAGUUGUUGUAGCUACUGGUAGCUAAAUGCACAACUAGCAACAGUGGGUUGCAGUGAUAUAUUUUAUGGUCAUUUGCACAAACUGUGUCCUCCAUAACAGGAUCAGUUGUACUAUAUCAAUCAAAGAACUUCAUGGACAUAACUAAAAUGACUUGACAGCCACACACCAAAAGAAAACUAAAUGUUUUGCAGUAAAGCUCUACACCUUGGCUAAUAACGUUGGCAACCGUUUCUUUCAUAUAAGGCAGAAAUGUACUUAUUAGUAAACUUAAAGUGUGUGAUUAUAGACUUUGAAUUUACCUUUCUUUUCUCAUAGGUUUCGUGUGUGGGGGAUGAUGAGACAUAUUGAGAUGCUUUCUUCAUGGAAACCUGGUCUUGGUUGGGCCCUCUAGGCAAAUUCACUUUUUGAUUUUUAAAAACCGUCUUGAAGACUAGAAAGAACCACAUCCUUUCUUUUUCCUCUCUCCCCACCAAUUGGGCAUUUAGAUCAAGAGAAUUAUAAAUUGUUAUUACAAAGGAGGAGCCCCCUUCAGACGUGUUGGAGAGGCUCUUUCAAUGAGGCAUCAAAGCCAGCCCGUUUAUGAUCAUUGAGGCUCCACUACUCAUUAAAGCACACAGAAUGGUCACGGUGCUGCAGCACACUACAUCCUCUUUGAGCUCAUGAUGCUUAAUCAUUAAAAUGCUUUUGAUUUAAAGGAGACUAAUUGACCCUUUCACUCCUGUCGAGUUGAUCAUGUUUCACAAUGGGUGCCACUUGUGUGAUGUAUCAGGUAAAAAGUCGUCUAGAAGUCUACGUAUGAUUUAGAGGUUGUUUUUUCCUAACUGUUCUUUUAACUACAUUGUGAAAUUAGGCAGCAGCGUUUUCCCUGCAAAAACUUUCCUCAUGGACUACAAGUAUUUGUAGCAACUCGGUAUAUUUCCACUGCACUUUUUGGCAAAAAGAGGACGCCCCCCAAGAAAAAUUCCUUGUCAGGGGGAAAGUUGUUUUCUCUGAAAGUUCAGGUGCACUUGGGUUUGGUUUGCAGCCAUGAACAUUUCCGAGUCGAGUAUUUUAUCUCUCUCAUGUUAUUUCUCUGCUGUAGCUUGUAAAAUGCUGUUGAAGUGUUUAGAUUUAAGAAGCUUUAAAUAACUCAAGAAUAGCAUAAAAAAAAAAUUACAAUCAACAAGAGCACAGCUUGAAUCUUCUCCAUGCUCACUGUUUUUGUGAUAUUGCCUGGCUUUUGAUCUCUUGCAUUUCCGCCACCUAAUGCAGCGCAGUGGUGCAGUUAGUUGUAUGGUCACGUGAAUAUGAUAUCUAAAACAAGCCUUUGCUUUUACAUACACCAGAGGUUUUAUUUUCCCAACUGAAAAGCAAUACGAAACAAAAACAGUUUAAAAUAUUUUUUUUUUAAAUCUCUUAAUAAAGUUAAAUAUUUCUGGGUAUUUGGGGCAGAAACACGGCUUCCUCCCCUAAAUUUGACACAAAUGAAAGUUUAUAGUCUAUAUAUGCUUGCACUUUACCGUUACAUUUAAAUUAUUUUCACAUGCACAAAACACACAAAUUCCACAUUUUUUCAGACGUCUGCUGUCUUGUAGGUCUUGAUGGAAAAUCACAGACUGUAUAAAGAAGAUGGUCAUACCCUUCGUGAGAUUAUCUCUUUUUGAAGCUUAUCAUGGUCAGCUAUGGUUCUUCACUGAGAAACUGAGGUAGUUACUCAUCAAACCCAAUGCCCUGUGUUAUACUUCUUUUGGAUCCUAAUUGGGGCCCUAAUAUACAAAUGGACAUAAGGCGGUAUUUAACAACACUUCAAAUGAGCAACUGAGCUGAUAAACUAACUGGGAAAGUGGAAGUCAUAGAUGAAGGAGCAAUAAGAUUUUUAUACUUUUCUCACAUUACUCUUUAAAAUAUAACUUUUUGUGAACAAGGGAGCUGCAACCUAAUUGAUUAAAUAAUGAGGGUUUCUAAACGCUAAGAGACAGCUUUUCGAGUUAGCCUGUUAGCACACAGUUUGCAAACUGGUAGAAAAAAUGAACAGCUGGGGUUGAUGGAAAUGCCUUUAGUUUUGAACUUGCUAUACUGAAUAGUUGGUGACGUGGCUCAUGUGUUUUGAAAAAAAAACAGGAGAAGGUUUGACUUUGUGAAUUUAGAAAUGGAACUGAGAAAGUGACAGCACUCUAUAUAAUAUAGGAACAAAAAGCAUGCGUUGUGCAUUGUAUGUAACAUGUAUAACAAAUGAAUUUAUAGUAAAACCUUCCCUUGAGUAUAUUGUUGCUAAUGUAAGUUGAUUACAAUUGCAAACUGGGUACUUAUUAGAAUUCCAAGGGUCAACAGCCUUGUCAGUCAUUUAACAAUAACCAAAAAGCUAAAUGCAAUGUCUGAAUAAAAGAGAAUCAUACAAAAAAGCCCUUUGAAAGGAAUUGCUUUCACAGGUUUUUUUUCCCUGGUUUCUAUGUCUUUGAAACAUUGCAUAAAGGCAUAUACUUCUUUUUUUAAUGCAAUUAAAAGUGAAAGAAAAAAAUCUACAGCACUUUUUCAGGAAAAUAGGCAAUGGACAAAAGGCCAAUUUUUUUCUUUUUGAUCCAAAGUCCUUGGGUCUUUUUAAGUGCAUUAGUCCGCUAAUUAAAUAUUAUAUGUUUAACGAAAAAUGCCAGCAUGAAAGCAGCUGGAUUGUUUGACUCAAAGACACGGCUGCAGCCUUGAUGAGUGGAACUGUGCGCGACCAUGAGGAGGUAAAGAACGCCAUUGUAGCUAGUCCUCCCCUCAUUUGACCCGCCAUAAUCCUUUCUACUGAUUUUACAAUCACAUUCCCUUUUGUGCUCCCUUCACAGAUAAAGACAGUAGAAGCAGUUAUAGAGUGGAAGGACUCAUUGACAUUUGUGAGCAUGUCACAUGUACUUUGUAAAGACCGAUGUGUUUGAUUGUGAGUACACACAAACAUAUCAUUUACCAAUCAAAACUGUUUGAAGGACAAGUUACCAACCAUUUAUCCUACAAGGAACCAACAUUGGAAAAGAAAAGUCUUAUGGAUAAAAUCUCUCACUUAACAUAACAUUUCCAGUUAUCAUAGUCAUAUUUUAAUCUCUUCCAUUGUAAAUUCCAUAUUUGCCUCCUGCUUUUGAUUUUCUCACUCAGUCUCAAGAGUUUUGACCCCUCAACCUUUUUUUGUUCUCUGCCGCAAAGCUUUUCAUCUCAAGCGUUUAUAUGCGUAUACUGGCCAAUGCCUGUUGCGUUAUAACAUUUAGGCCCAAUGCCGUCAUUCAAUACUGCAGGAUGUACU
Haplochromis burtoni (Burton's mouthbrooder) is the source of this 10584-nucleotide messenger RNA. Its product is annotated as SRY-box transcription factor 6. NCBI's taxonomy places the organism in Eukaryota, Metazoa, Chordata, Actinopteri, Cichliformes, Cichlidae. The transcript is spliced from 17 exons. Gene Ontology annotation, cellular component: nucleus. Gene Ontology annotation, molecular function: DNA-binding transcription factor activity, RNA polymerase II-specific; RNA polymerase II cis-regulatory region sequence-specific DNA binding. Gene Ontology annotation, biological process: regulation of transcription by RNA polymerase II; positive regulation of chondrocyte differentiation; central nervous system development. The record is from RefSeq and is a predicted model, not a curated record. Bases 1499 to 3835 code for a protein of 778 amino acids.